UGCCUUGCAGGUUAUAGCAACAUCUGGCCACAAUGCAGAUUUUCCCAUUGGCAAUCAGCCAGUCUCUGAGGACACUUACAGAAUGAACUUGGCUAAAGGAGUCUCAAUGUCGCUGCCGUCGUCACCUCUGCUGCCACGCCAGUCCUAUUUGGUGCAGUCAAGAUCAAACAAAAAGUCUCCAGGUCCGAUGAGGAAGCCCAAGUAUGUGGAAAGUCCUAGAGUGCCAGGUGAGGCAGCUCUACCACUGAGAAAAGGAUCAGAGCAAGGAGAACCCAGUCAAAAUGCAAAGCCUGAUAAAGACUCGAGCUGUUCUCCUGCAGCACAAGAAUUGAUGACAAGAUUGGGUUUUUUACUGGGAGAAGGGAUCCCAACUUCUGCUCAUAUAGAAGAGAAAAAUGAAGUCAUGUGUACAGUAGCCAGUCAAGGAGUGAGUCCAUGUUCCACCCUCACAAGCAGCACUACGUCACCUAGCACUGAUAGUCCUUGCUCAACUCUCAAUAGCUGUGUUGGCAAAACAGCAGCUAACAAAGGCAGUCCCUGUGGAACCAUUAGCAGCCCUAGCUCUACCCUGGAGAGCAAGGACAGUGGAAUUAUAGCAACUAUAACCAGUUCAUCAGAAAACGAUGAUCGUAGUGGAUCCAGUUUGGAAUGGAGCAAGGAUGGGAGUCUCAGAGCUGGAAGACAUCAAGGGAUUAGUCACGAUCGAAGAACAGAUAAUUGUUCACCAGUUGCAGAAGAGGAAGCCAUUGGAUCUGCUGAGAAUUUGCCAAAAGUACUACCAACAGGAGAGGGUCCCGUUCCUUAUGCUCAAAGUUCUGGCUCUUUAAUAAUGCCUCGUCCAAACUCUGUUGCAGCAACAAGUUCAACCAAACUGGAAGAUCUGAGUUAUUUGGAUGGACAAAGAAAUACUCCUUUACGCACUUCAAUUCGCUUACCUUGGCACAACACUGCUGGUGGAAGAGUGCAGCAGGAAAGUAAAGCUCGUUUCAUCCCCUAUAAGCCUCAAGACAUUUUGCUGAAGCCACUGUUGUUUGAAGUGCCAAGCAUAACAACAGACUCUGUGUUUGUUGGAAGAGAAUGGCUGUUUCAAGCGAUUGAAGAAAAAUUGAAGAAUACUGAUCCAGCAGAGAACAGGGGAGCAGUCGUUACUGGAAAUGUGGGAUUUGGGAAGACUGCAGUUAUUUCACGGCUGGUGGCACUUAGCUGCCAUGGAAGUCGCAUGAGGCAAAUAGCUUCAAAUAGCCCUAAUUCAUCCCCCAAAAGUGGUGAAUCCUGUCAGGAGAUUCCCUUAAGUCAGUUACCCUCAUCUGCUCCUCCAACAAGUGGUACAAAUACAGUGAAGACUCUGAAUUGUCCUGGUACUCCUGAAUACCAAAAUCAAACAGGUGAUUCUGUGAGGCGCCUUGCUUCAAAGGUCGUUGCUUACCACUACUGUCAAGCUGACAACACAUACACGUGUCUUGUCCCAGAAUUCGUGCACAGUAUUGCAGCUUUACUUUGUCGUUCAAAUCAAUUAACGGCAUACAGAGAUCUUCUAAUAAAAGAGCCUCACUUACAAAGCAUGCUUAGCCUGAGAUCUUGUGUCCAAGAUCCAGGGGCAGCUUUUAAAAGGGGAGUGUUGGAACCACUUUCAAACCUCAGGAAAGAGCGGAAAAUUCCUGAGGAAGACUACAUAAUUUUGAUAGAUGGUUUAAAUGAUGCUGAAUUUCAUAAACCUGAUUAUGGUGACACACUUUCUUCAUUUAUCACAAACAUAAUAUGUAAGUUUCCUCCCUGGCUGAAGCUCAUUGUGACAGUAAGAACUAACUUCCAGGAAGUAGUAAGUUCACUGCCCUUUAUUGCAAUAUCCCUGGACAAUUUUCCAGACAACAAAGAAAUUCAUGAUGACUUGAAUGCUUAUAUUCAGUACAGAAUUAAUAACAGCCAGGAAAUUAUAAACAACAUAUCCUUAAAUGGAAAAGCUGAUGCAGCUAUUAUUGGGAAAGUGAGUAACCACCUGAUCAUGAGAAGCCUGGGAUCUUAUCUCUAUUUGAAACUCACUCUGGAUCUUUUCCAAAAAGGUCACUUAGUAAUCAAAAGUGCAAGCUACAAGGUUGUUCCAGUGUCUCUAUCAGAACUGUACUUACUUCAAUGCAAUAUGAAGUUCAUGACAAACUCUGCUUUUGAGCGAGCCCUACCAAUAUUAAAUGUGGCACUGGCAUCCCUACAUCCCAUGACAGAUGACCAGAUUUUCCAAGCUAUUAAUGCAGGCCAAAUAAAUGGUGAACAACAAUGGGAAGACUUCAGCCAAAGGAUGGAAGCCCUUUCGUGUUUUCUGAUAAAAAGACGUGACAAAACACGUAUGUUCUGCCAUCCUUCCUUCAGGGAAUGGUUUGUUUGGAGAGCAGAUGGUGAAAAUACUGACUUCUUAUGUGAGCCAAGGAACGGACAUGCUCUACUGGCUUUCAUGUUUUCUCGACAAGAGGGAAAGUUAAACCGCCAACAGACUAUGGAACUUGGUCAUCAUAUACUGAAAGCUCAUAUUUUUAAGGGUCUCAGUAAAAGGACUGGAGUUUCUUCCAGUCAUCUUCAAGCCUUGUGGGUUGGUUAUAGUACUGAUGGACUGUCUGCAGCCCUUGCUUCUCUGAGAAACAUCUAUACACCCAAUGUGAAGGUGAGUCGGCUGCUGAUCUUGGCAGGAGCAAAUGUAAAUUACAGGACUGAAGUACUAAAUAAUGCUCCAGUGCUAUGUGUUCAGUCGCACCUUGGACAUGAAGAAGUGGUCACUCUUUUACUAGAAUUUGGAGCUGCUAUUGAUGGAACUUCAGAAAAUGGGAUGACAGCACUUAGUUACGCAGCCGCUGCAGGUCACAUGAACAUAGUUUCACUGCUGUGCAAAAAAGGUGCAAAGGCUGACUGUGUAGACAAGAAAGGCCAGUGUGCUUUGGUCCAUAGUGCAUUGAGAGGGCAUUGUGAUAUCCUUGAAUACUUGCUCAAUGUUGUUUGGAUAACUCCUUCUCAAGAACAAAAUUCACUAACAAAAAGCCAUGCACUGCAACAAGCGCUAACAGCAGCUUCCAGUAUGGGACACUGUCAGGUGGUUUGUUACAUCUUGACAAUUGAAAAGGAACAUGAAAUAGACAUCAAUGACACUGAUGCCUUGUGGGGAGAAACAGCCCUUACAGCUGCUGCAGGAAGAGGAAAACUGGAAGUCUGCGAAUUACUUCUUGAACACGGAGCAGUUGUGACGAGAGCUAAUAGAAGGGGGAUUCCUCCACUUUUCUGUGCAGUACGGCAGGGGCACUGGCAGAUUGCUAAACUUCUAGUGGAGCAUGGGUCUGAUGUGAAUUUAAGUGACAAGCAAGGCCGAACUCCACUUAUGGUGGCUUCUUGUGAAGGACAUUUGAGCACUGUGGAAUUUCUGCUUUCUGAAGGUGCAACUAUUUCAUCUCUGGACAAAGAAGGACUGACAGCUUUGAGCUGGGCAUGUCUAAAAGGCCACAGGGAAGUGGUUCAGUAUUUAGUUGAGAAAGGUGCAACAACUGAUCAGACAGACAAAAAUGGACGAACACCCCUAGACCUGGCAGCUUUUUAUGGAGAUGCUGAUAUUGUGCAGUAUUUGGUAGAGAAAGGAGCAAUGAUUGAGCAUGUUGACCACAGUGGCAUGCGGCCACUGGACAGAGCUAUCGGAUGUCGUAAUACGUCAGUAGUGGUUAUGCUACUGAGAAAAGGAGCUAAACUAGGAAAUGCAGCAUGGGCAAUGGCCACCUCAAAACCCGAUAUUCUCCUUAUUCUGCUGCAGAAACUGAUGGAAGAAGGAAAUAUACUGUACAAAAAAGGUAAGAUGAAGGAAGCAGCACAGCGCUAUCAGUAUGCCUUGAGGAAGUUUCCAAGGGAAGGAUUUGGAGAAGAAAUGAAAGCAUUCGAUGAGCUGAGAGUUUCAUUAUACCUAAAUUUAUCACGAUGUCGCCGAAAAACAAAUGACUUUGGUAUGGCUGAAGAGUUUGCUACCAAAGCAUUGGAUCUGAAACCAAAGUCUUACGAAGCCUAUUAUGCUAGGGCAAGAGCCAAGAGGAACAGCAGAAAACUACUUGCUGCUCUUGCUGACUUACGUGAAGCCACACAGCUGUGUCCUAGCAAUCAAGAGAUAAAACGUCUCCUGGCUCGAGUAGAAGAGGAAUGCAAACAGUUCCAGAGAACACAGCAACAGAAGCAUCAGUCUCCACAGCUACUACAGCAAAUUAACAACUCUGAUAAUGAGGAGGAGGGCAUUAUACAAGGUGUGAAUGAUAAUUUUAAUCUUCAAGACAGGGAGGAAGAACUGCCAUGCUCUGAUGAAUCUGUUUCCUCUCCACAAAGGCUGCAACAUUCCUUAGCUGCUUCAUCGUACAGCAGGACCCUUCAAGAAGGUGUUCAGCAGAAAGCUAGAUCUGUGUCCCCUCAAAGCAGAACAGGCAAUAAAUAUCUGAGAGAGCCAGGCUUGAUUGUGCAGCCAACAAAGCAGGCACAGAUUGUAAAAACUAAUCAGCACCUGAGCUCCAUCCAGCCUGGAUCAAAAAUGGGAAGCAGUCAAUGUAAUACAAAGACACAAUCAUCUUUUCAGCAUCUUCCCCAAAGUCCCUUGCCAGUCCGGCACUCUAAAAUUCAGCAUUUGGAUGGGACAAGCACAUUAUCAUCUGGAAGUGUUUCCCCAGGUCCUAGUUCUGAACUGCACAAUGAGAAAUUUAUGUCCAGCCAGUGUUCCCAUCCACAGCAUAGUGAGAAUCUCUCUUCUCAUUCUUUUGCAAGUAAGUCUAAAACCGCUGACAGGUUAACAGCCCCUACUCAAAUGAAUUUCAGUGAAGCAAGGCAGCAAAGUCCUGUAACCAGUGGCGUCUCUUCUAGUUCUCCAUCCAGUAGUAUGAUUCUUGCCAGCUCAACCAGCAGCUUAACUUCAGCCAGUAGUUUUUCAGAUAGUACUAAGGGGCUAGGCCCAGAUGUUCGACUCAAGGAGACUAACGUUAAUCAAGUUCAGGGUACUGUUGAACACAGACCUCGCAAUACCCCAUUUAUGGGAAUCAUGGAUAAGACUGCAAGGUUUCAGCAGCAAAAUACUCAAUCCAGUCGCACUUGGCACUCUCAGGCAUCGGAUGGAUUAUCAAAUGUUGCUUCUGGGGGCAUUCAGUCCUCAAGUUUUGAGCAGUUCUCAGUCAAACACUACCAAACUAAAAUUUCCUCUACUGGUGCUGCCCCAGGAGAUAGCAACCAGAAUGGUAUGCAAGCUAAAGAACGCAAGGAGCUGAAGUGCCAAAUACCUGCCCAGUGUCAAGACACCAGAGCACCUAAACAAGCUUUGCGUUUAUACCCAGAUGCUGUAUCAAAACAGCAGUCUCACAUCAGUAAGGAAGGCCAUCUAAGUCAUGUCACAUCUACAAAACCAAAGCGAUCAUUCAUUGAAUCAAAUGUAUGAAUAUCAUUUUGUGUAUUUAUGGGGUUGUAAAACUUAGCUCGUAAUAUCAUAGGGUAUUACUUCUAUACAAAAUACUGAUUGGCUGGUCACUUUGAGUAAGUUGAGGAAGCUGUCCAUGUUGGCCAGUACUUCAUGGGAUACAACCACUUUAAACUGUUCCUACCAUCACAGGACAGUUACAGUAACUGGAAUAGCAAAUUUGUGUAGAAAGAGUCAAUUAGAAUCAUCAAUCCACCAAACUAGGACCUCAUGCAGAGAAAUCCCUCCCAUUACCUUUUAUGAUUAAAUAAGACUUUCCUUUUACAUAGGGCUUUAAUCUUGGCUUUUGGUUAUAUUACAUCUCAUCACUUACUUACAUAAUGAUCGUGCCUCUAUAAUGCUUAAGAACUUACUUCUCAAAACAGUGUUAAGAAAGAUACCUGCUGGAUAAUACUCAGAUCUGUAUAUGUAUGGGUUUUUUUUUUUAAAUCAAAGUAUUUUAUCACUUUUCUAGUGGGAUCUAAUCUGGGUUGCAUGAUGUACAUUUAGGAAGCAUAAAUAAUUUGUGUAUGAGUAAACUAUAAGCAGCCAUGUUUUGACAUGUAAAUAUAUUUUUAGUAACUAGAAGAAAUCAAGUAGAAUAAACAAUGACAUUUGCAUGUGUAUUGAAAGGCUUUGACCAUAUUGGUUACUGCACUGAAGAACACAAUAUUAUGGCAUAUUAACAAUAAUCGCACUUUAUAUAGUUUAUCUAAUCACCUUUGGGUGCUAUCUUAAAGCAAAAUGAUUUAUUGUUUAUUCGUGAAAAAGGUACAGCAAUGAAAUGUUUAGUAAGUGUUUUUAUGGGAGACACAAGAAAUGGAUGAAGAUGAAAGUUUGAGGAAAAGUGUAUGUGCGGUUGCAUGACAGGAUGAAGUUAUGAAGUUUUUCAGAGGAAAUAAGGUUUUAUAUUGGCAAGAAUGUUCUGAAAAUAAGUAGAUGUAGUGAUGUUCCUAUGAGUGCAAUGAGGUUGGAGUGGUCAACUUUACAUAGUCACUUUUCAUGUCUUGUUUAUGUACAGUGUUUUAUGUACAUUGUAAGCAUCCGUACCCAUUUUUACAAAUGCUUUUUGAGUUUGCAUCAUUAUGCUUUAGCUUAUUUAUUGUUUACCGUUUCUUUGGUAUUUUGUACAAGUCCUAUAUUAGUCUUGUCCUGUAGUUCUAUUUUUGCACAGCUACUGUAUUUUUUCCAUACGAAAUAAAGAUUAUUAAUA
Pygoscelis adeliae (Adelie penguin) is the source of this 6659-nucleotide messenger RNA. RefSeq names its product tetratricopeptide repeat, ankyrin repeat and coiled-coil containing 1 (gene TANC1). Lineage: Eukaryota; Metazoa; Chordata; Aves; Sphenisciformes; Spheniscidae. The record is from RefSeq and is a predicted model, not a curated record. Gene Ontology annotation, biological process: regulation of postsynapse organization. The coding region runs from base 83 to 5428 and encodes 1781 amino acids. The transcript is spliced from 24 exons. Gene Ontology annotation, molecular function: protein binding. Gene Ontology annotation, cellular component: glutamatergic synapse.